AUGACUGUCAAAGUCAGAGGUAAAGAUUUAGAUAACCGUUGGGUUGUUCCACAUAAUCCAUAUCUCCUCGCAAAAUUUGAUUGUCACUUGAAUGUAGAAAUUUGCUCAACAAUCAAAGCAGUCAAAUACCUUUAUAAGUACAUUUAUAAAGGUCAUGAUCGUGUUGCUUUCAACUUGAUUCCUGGACAAAACAUCCAAGAUAUAGAUGAAAUCCAACAAUUUCAAUCAGCCAGAUGGAUUGCUCCACCAGAAGCUAUGUGGAGAAUAUAUGGUUUUAUUCUUAAUGAAAUGCAUCCAUCAGUUUACAGUUUACAUCUACAUCUUGAAGAUCAACAUCUGGUAGCUUUUCAUGCACAUGACAACCUUAACAAUGUUCUGAGAUCUGAUUUUACGGCAAAAUCAAUGUUGACUGAAUUCUUUUCAACAAAUCAAACUAAUGAAAAUGCACGAAAACUACUGUACAAAGAAUUUCCUGAAGCUUUUGUUUGGAACCAACAACACAAAAUAUGGACUCCAAGAAAGAAGAAAACUGUUAUAGGCCGCAUUGUUACAGCAAGUCCAUUCGAAGGUGAAAGGUAUUACUUACGGAUAUUGUUAAAUCAUAUAAGAGGCCCUUUAUCAUUUGACCACAUCAAAACAGUUGGCAACGUCACUGCACCAACCUUUCGUGAAGCAGCUACAUUACAUGGUUUGUUACAAAGAGAUACCAGUUUGCAAGAUUGUAUGCAAGAGGCUUCCUUAUACCAAAUACCACACAGUUUAAGACGGCUAUUUGCAACAAUUUUAGUAUACUGUAAUCCAACAAAUCCUAGAGAACUUUGGGAAUAUUUUGAACAAGAUAUGUCAAGUGAUUUCCAAACAAGUGUUGCAACAUCAGCAGAUAUUAGGACAAAAAACGAAACUGAAGCUAGAGAAAUAAAUGAUGAAUUUGCAGUUCUGAUACCAGAAGAAGAUCUUAUGGCUUCGAUGAGUCUUAAUUCUGAACAACAACACGCAUAUGAAUCAAUUUUGCAGAAAGUCCUUCUAAAUGAAUCUGCUGCAUUUUUUAUUGAUGGUCCGGGCGGAACAGGGAAAACAUUCUUAUAUAAAGCACUUCUCGCUACAGUAAGAUCAAGAAACUUAAUUGCUCUUGCAACUGCAUCGUCUGGUGUUGCUGCAUCUAUUUUACCUGGAGGUCGAACAGCCCAUUCACGCUUCAAAAUUCCAUUAGAUCUUGACAAAAAUAGUACUUGUUGUGUAAGCAAACAAAGUGCUCUUGCCAAAUUGUUACGUCUUGCAAAGCUAAUCAUAUGGGAUGAAGCACCUAUGUCUAGAAAAGAAUGUAUGCAAGCAUUGGAUAAAAUGUUACAAGACAUAACUGAUUCAAGGUUACCAUUUGGUGGAAAAAUUAUCGUUUUCGGUGGAGAUUUUCGUCAAGUCUUACCUGUGAUUCGGAAAGGUACAAGACAAGAAGAAGUUAAAGCCAGUUUAGCAUCGUCAUAUUUGUGGUCUACUUUAACUAAGAUUAGGUUGAGUGAGAAUAUGCGAGCAAGAUUCGAUCCAAACUUCUCAAAUUAUUUACUUCAGGUCGGAAAUGGAACAACACCAAUCACAAUUGAGAAUAAGAUCAAAAUUCCCAAUGAAAUGCUCAUUCCUUACAAAAAUGAUGUGGAGUCUUUAGAUGAUCUGAUCGAUGCAGUCUUCCAAGAUAUUGGCAGCUAUUCAGAAAAUUUAUCCGAAAUGACAAAUCGAGCUAUCUUGACACCAAAGAACAACUCUGUCGAUGAGAUAAAUACAAUACUUAUUCAAAGAUUUCCUGGUACAGUUACACAAUACUAUAGCUUCGAUGAAACGAUUGAUACAUCAGAACAAGGAAUCAUGGAGGAUUUUUUAAAUACAUUGACACCAAAUGGACUUCCACCUCAUGAGCUGGCAACCGACUACAAGCAACAAUUUUCGGCAAAGAUAUAG
This is a messenger RNA of Juglans regia (Persian walnut), 1950 nucleotides long. RefSeq lists its product as uncharacterized. The coding region runs from base 1 to 1950 and encodes 649 amino acids. The transcript has 3 exons. The record is from RefSeq and is a predicted model, not a curated record. Lineage: Eukaryota; Viridiplantae; Streptophyta; Magnoliopsida; Fagales; Juglandaceae. Gene Ontology annotation, biological process: telomere maintenance; DNA repair. Gene Ontology annotation, molecular function: DNA helicase activity.